GCCCACCAGGCAGGUGCUGCCUCCGAAACUCUGAAGCCGGAAGAUCCGGAACUAAGGGCACCAACUGCAGGAUCACGCCCCUCUGGCCUUGUGAUCAAGUCAGUGUAGGGCAUGGUCCGGUUUGGACCAUAAGUUCUUCUUGUUCGAGUUUCAAUUUUGUACGUUUCUCUUGUUUGUUCCCCAACACAGUGCUAUAGGAGGGUUGUUUUUUUGUUUGUUUGUUUUUUGUUUUUGGCGCUGAGGAAACAGACUUUGAAAGAGUAAAUGACAUGAACAAGGUCACAUAAGAAAAGGAACACAUUUAUUCUUUCAUAUCUCUAUUGUAUCUUAGUGAAAAAUGCCACGAAAUCGUCUGUGGAUAAGAGAGGAAACAAGAAUGUUGGGGGCCAUACAAAUAAUGACUGGCAUACUUCUUCACUGCCUGGGACUGCUCUGGAUAUAUUUGUUAUUCACACAAACUAGUGCAUUUGAAGCCAUAUAUACUCCUCUUGCACUACUAACGGCAUACCCAUUUUGGUCAUCCUUGCUUUUUAUCUUCUCAGGAGCCUUUACGGUAUUUUUAGAAAAGAGACGUUCACCAUUCUUGGUGUCUUAUACUUUAGGAGCAAACAUCAUAAGUGCCUGUAUUUCAGUGAUUGGUCUGCUUUUACUAUCAAUUGAGUUUAUAAUAUAUAGUAAAAGUUCAAAAAAUUCUCUUUGGCCACAUAAAAGUGGUAAACUCCUUUCAGAAUAUCUGUUCAUAUUAACCAUCUUGGAGUUGUUUGUGGCAAGUAUAGUCAGCCACUGGGCAUCCCAAGCAAAAAAGAGAGGAAGAUAAAGAUGCAGUUCAUGGCAGAAGGAG
Messenger RNA from Symphalangus syndactylus (siamang), 841 nucleotides. Its product is annotated as membrane-spanning 4-domains subfamily A member 12-like. Lineage: Eukaryota; Metazoa; Chordata; Mammalia; Primates; Hylobatidae. Gene Ontology annotation, cellular component: plasma membrane. Gene Ontology annotation, biological process: cell surface receptor signaling pathway. The record is from RefSeq and is a predicted model, not a curated record.